AUGUUCUUUCCUUCAUUGAUCCUGGCUGCUGGCAGUCUGUCUACUCUCAUUCAAGCCAUUCCUCAUGGCGCGAACUCCCAUCACUCAUUGCACCGUCGCGCUGCUGCCACCUAUGCUGUCAUGGGUGGUAACGGUGAUCCCUCCGACGGAUGGCCUUCCCUGGGCCAAUGGUCGGAGUACGAGACUCUCGACAUUAACACUAGCAUUAAGUCGGUCGCCAGCGAAACUGGUGUCGACCCUCGAUUCAUCCUUGCAAUUAUUAUGCAAGAAAGCAAGGGCUGCGUUCGCGUCCAGUCCACCAACAACGGUGUCGUGAAUACUGGUCUCAUGCAGAGCCACGCUGGCGAGGGCUCCUGCAAUAAGGACGGCAGCAAGACAACUCCCUGCCCCUCCUCCAUGAUCAAGCAGAUGAUCAAGGACGGCACAGCUGGAACCACCCAGGGCGACGGUCUCAAGCAGUGCUUUGAGUCCCAGAGCGGCGGCACUUCCACCAAGUACUUCAAGGCCGCCCGCACCUACAACUCUGGCUCCAUCGACUCAUCUGGAAACCUCGGCCAGGGCGGCGCAACCCACUGCUACGCCUCUGACAUCGCCAACCGUGUCCGUGGCUGGGCCGGCGACGUGACCGAGUGUAUCGAAUCUACAAUUGGAACUCUUACUAGCGGCGUGGAGUCGGUCCUCGGUGGUGACGAUGACUCAAGCAGCUCCUCUUCCUCAAGUGCUGCUGAGCAACCCACCGAGCCUGCCGAGCCUGCCGAGUCUAUCCAGACCUCAUCCUCGACCGCUGUUGAGCAGCCCGCUGAGACUGCGCCCUCCGCCCCCGUCUCGGCCGCCCAACCGGCCGAGACCACUUCCGUGGCACCUGUCCCCAUCUGGACCCCCAGUGUGAACGUGCACUUGGCCACGCAGACCGCCGCCACCCCAUCCUGGACCACUAGAUCCACACCAGCCGCGACAACUGCACCAACAGUCCCCAGCUCAUCAUCCGGAACAGCCCCUCUUUACCCCCACGCCAGCUCAUCAUGCCAGAAAUACUACACCGUCACAAACGGUGAUUUCUGCUCCAAGUUGACCGAAACUGUCGGAAUCUCUUUCUCCAAUCUCCGCAGCUUGAACCCUGGCCUCAACGAGAAGUGCUCGGAUUUGUGGCUCGGAUAUCAGUACUGUAUUCAGGCUUAA
Penicillium verrucosum is the source of this 1179-nucleotide messenger RNA. RefSeq names its product LysM peptidoglycan-binding domain-containing protein. NCBI's taxonomy places the organism in Eukaryota, Fungi, Ascomycota, Eurotiomycetes, Eurotiales, Aspergillaceae. The coding region runs from base 1 to 1179 and encodes 392 amino acids. The record is from RefSeq and is a predicted model, not a curated record. The transcript is spliced from 3 exons.